Molecule: messenger RNA, 513 nt
Organism: Trichoderma gamsii
Lineage: Eukaryota; Fungi; Ascomycota; Sordariomycetes; Hypocreales; Hypocreaceae
Exons: 3
Coding region: 1-513 (170 amino acids)
Source: RefSeq, a predicted model, not a curated record
AUGAAGGCCGCCGUUGUUCUCCUUGCCGGCGCCGCGCUGGCUUCCGCCCAGACCGUUUACUUCAUCCGACACGGCGAGAAGCCCAGUGAUGAUAGCGAUCCCAACCUAAGCGCCCAAGGACAGCAGCGCGCCCAAUGCCUGAGAACCGUCUUUGGUGCCAGUUCCCAAUACAACAUUGGCUACAUCAUUGCCGAGAAGCCCAAGGAUGACAGCCGACUUCGUCCUCUUAACACAGUCACUCCCUUGGCCCAGGACCUUGGCUUGACUGUUGACACAAGCUGCGGCAAGACCAAGUCCGACUGUGUCGCCGACCUCGUCAGUGGCUACAAAGGCUCAGGCAACAUCCUCAUCUGCUGGGAGCACAGCGAGCUUACCAACAUUGCGGAUGCAAUGGGCAUUGACAAACCUCCUACAUACCCGGAUGAUUCAUUCAACCUGAUCUGGACUUCCCCUGCGCCACACACCGCUGUUACCAGCAUUACAUCCGAGAAUUGCCCUGGCUUGGACAGCUAA